GAAUUAUUGAAUUGUCAUAACCGUCUUUGGAGCCUUUUUUUGGCUAAACACGUGUCACAUAGACGAACUGUAGAAAUAAAGAGAAAUCAAAUAAUAAAUACAUUUUGUUUUUGAUAACCAUUGCCAAAUGGGAUGGCGAUGUUUUUUUAAAGACUUCUUCAUAGCGCUUUUAAUACAUUUAAUAAUUCCGCUUUAUUUUGAAAGGUUGUUUCCGUUGUUCGUUAAUAGUUUUACUACCGACAGUCGAACAAGCGACUCCGAACAAACAUUUCCAAAGGGGUUUUCUGCCAUUUUGAAGCUUUGCGAUCAUCAGACCAUGAGUAAGGAGACGGAGAUCGACAUGAAGGACGUGGAGCUCAACGAGCUGGACCCCGAGAAGCAGCCCAUGACGGCCGAUGGCCAGGCCGCGGGGGGGGAGAAAAAUGGCAGCGUGAAGCAGAAGGUCCCGGAGGACGAGGUCACGUUCACCGGCCUGUCCAAAGAGGAGCUGAUGAAGGUGGCUGGCACUCCAGGGUGGGUGCGAACCCGUUGGGUGCUGCUGGUGCUGUUCUGGCUGGGCUGGUUGGGCAUGCUGGCGGGAGCCAUUGCGAUCAUAGUGCAGGCCCCCCGCUGCAAACCCAUCCCCGAGAUGAACUGGUGGAACGAAGGCCCUCUGUACCAGAUCUCUGACGUUGACGCUUUCGCUGGCGGAAUUGCAGGUGUUGAGGCCAAGCUAGACGAAAUCAACAAGUUGAAGGUGAAGGGCCUGAUUCUCGGGCCCCUGCACACCAGCCAGGCAGACAAACCACCAGCCCUGAAUCUUCAAGUGAUUGACCCGACCUACGGGAACAGGAAGGAUUUGGAGGCUGUGCUGGAAAAGGCCCACAAAAAGGGUAUUUCUGUGGUUCUCGACCUGACUCCAAACUAUCGGGGAGCUUCUCCCUGGUUCAACAAUGACGGUGUCAGUGAUGUGAUGGAGAAAGUCAUGGAUGCAGCAGAGUAUUGGCUGAAUUUGAAAGUUGAUGGCAUCAAGGUAUCUGACCUCACUUUUGCCACCAGCUCUCCUGAGUGGUCCAAGCUACAGUCUGCUCUCCGUAUCAACAGCACUGAAAACCCCAGGAAGAGGCUGCUGAUGGGUGUGGUUGAAAGCGUGUCUGCCGAUACUGUGUCUCAGCUCGUCAACGACUCUGGCGUGGAUCUGGUUCUCUCUAAUCUACUUGGCAGCAAAAAAGGAGGUGUGGAGCGCAUCCAGGCCAUGGACAUCCUUCACUCCCAGCAGAUGAGCCUCGCCUGGGGUCUGGGCGCCGCCCAGCGACAGCAGCUGUCCGAGCAGGCGACGAGUCCGGGCCUGAUGCGCCUCUACCAGCUGCUGCUGUUCACCAUGCCGGGAACCCCCGUGUUUACCUACGGAGAUGAGAUCGGCCUUCAGGCACUCGUAAGCUACACAACUGCGAGGACGUUUCGGUGGCUGUUGCAGGGCGUAACCGCUUUGUUUCCUCAUCAGGGUGAUGAGUCUCCUAAGAUGAUUUGGGACGUGGAGACGGAACCAGCUGAAGGAGCCGCUGUCAACGAGACCUCUGAGGCGGCGCGUACGGAGCGCGUCGCCAUGAGGAAGUGGUUCAGAUCCCUCAGCGACCUGCGAGGAAAAGAGCGAUCCCUCCUCCACGGAGACUACUACUCUCUGUCCUCGUCCAGCUCGUCCCUUUCCUUCCUCCGGGUGUGGGACCAGAGCGAGAGAUACAUAACUGCUGUGAACUUCGGAUCGUCAUCCGAGACGCUCACACUCAAACUGGCGCCCACAGAAGGACUGGAGCUGCCAGAGACGGGCACCGUGAAGCUGUCCACUGAUGAAGAGAUGGUGGUGGAUUCCAGAGUCCCCCUGGACAAAAUCACCCUGAAGCCCGGACAAGCCGUCCUACUGCAGUUCCCCUAUACAGGCUAAAGAUGGCGACAAAGUAUCAAGAAAGCCACUUGCAGAUUAGACUUUGUUUAGUCUUAAAAAGUCAGUCCCAAUUCUUAGAAUAAAGUGGCUUAUUUAAAAGAUAAAAAGGAAUACGGUAUAACUUAAUUGGAUCAAAUCUGCCGUACAGAGUUGUACAAGCUCUGUUCAUUUUGUUUUCAAAAUGUUUCUUUUUUUUUUAUGUACUAGAAAAAGACGCAGCCAACUCAGACACACACUCUUGUUCUUUUUGUGGUCUUUUAUUGUCAACUAUCUGUGCAUUGUCCAAAAUAUCUGAAACACAUUCCAUUUUUUAACUUUUGGGCAUUUCUUUAGCAGUUCUUUUGACUUUUAUUUAUCAUAACUUAAGAUUUAUAGUGAAAUCUUACUGUCUUUUAUGUUGUUUUUUUUCUUUCUCACUAAAAGACAUUUGAGUUUAUUUCACGUUACCUCUGAACGUGUGUGCUGACUUGGUUGGAAGUCUUCUGGAGAACUGAAUUGAAAAUGAAUAAACGGAAAGUUCUGUACCGAC
Molecule: messenger RNA, 2450 nt
Organism: Gasterosteus aculeatus aculeatus (three-spined stickleback)
Lineage: Eukaryota; Metazoa; Chordata; Actinopteri; Perciformes; Gasterosteidae
Source: RefSeq, a predicted model, not a curated record